This is a messenger RNA of Drosophila grimshawi, 4394 nucleotides long. RefSeq lists its product as uncharacterized. NCBI's taxonomy places the organism in Eukaryota, Metazoa, Arthropoda, Insecta, Diptera, Drosophilidae. The record is from RefSeq and is a predicted model, not a curated record. The transcript is spliced from 7 exons. The coding region runs from base 47 to 4225 and encodes 1392 amino acids.
UAAUAACUCAGAAAAUCGAAUAUAUAUAUUUGCUAAUUUGUUAAAAAUGGUUGUCUGCACAAUGCAGAGGUAUACAAGAGACGAACAACUGAAAACGGUGCAAGCCACGCAAAUUCAAGAACAAAAUGCUGAAAUUGUCGAUAAUUGUGGAAAUGCCGCCGACGAAGACGAGGAUCGCGAGGAAGGGGAAAUUGUCGAUGAAUUCGAAAUGAUCAUUUCCUCGGAGGAUGAGGAGUUCAAGCUGCGCGCCCGCAUCCAACAGCUCGAGGACAAGAGCAAGGACAUCGAGAAAAUGGAUAUGCUAGCCGCCAAUUUGGCCAAUCAAUACAGUUAUCAAAGGCCGCAGAUAUUUGAGCGAUAUUCGUCGUCAAAGUAUCAGCAUUUCUCGCCCAUCAGCAUACUCUCGGAUGUGUCCAGUCUGUCCGAGGCGGAGGAGUUUGACCCACCCAAAAAGUAUCGCAAAUACCGUGCGAAACGCAACGAGAGCAAAAAGCACAACAAUUCCAUAAACAUUCGAAGGAAUCCGCAUGCAAACCAGCCACAGUCAUCGCUCAUACGCAAGAAGCGACGUCAUCACAACAAUAACAACAACAACAGCGGCGGCCGGAACAACAACAGCAGCAGCAGCAACAAAUAUCAUCAUCAGCAGCAACAACAACAACAGCAGCAGCAGCAGCAGUCUGCCAUUUUAUUGGACUCGCUGGACAGCGUGACGGACGAUGAGAUCUGUGAAUAUGACAUGAAUGUGGAGCAUGACAACGAUGUGUACGAGGAGCGCUUAAAGCUGAGCAGAAAUAAGCUGCGCGUUGCCCUCGCACGUGCCGGCAACUAUGACAUCAAGCCGAAGCAUAGUCUGCGCGAGAGAUUGCAGUAUCGCAUGCAUCAAUCGCCGCCAAGUCCCGCCGAUCGUUUUGCGGAACUCAGUUUGAGUCGCAAUCAAAGCAAGCCGGAUGAGCAAUUGCCGGCACAUUCAUUUGAGGGAUACAGUAAGCAUCGCAGCAGCGCUGGCGAGGACCAAGAGCAGGAGCAGGAGGACCACGAAAACGAGCCAGAACAGAAGCCGAGACAAGAGCCGCUGCUCGGUGAGCUGUCCGAGAUUAGUUUGCGUCUGAUUGCGCUCAAAUCGGCGAUACUGAAGAAGCAUAUGGCGCGCAAGAAGCGCGAUGCCGAACGUGCCUAUUCCCCCACAGACCUGAUCAAUCGGGUGCACCAGCCGACGAUAAGCAAUGAGUGUGACGACAUCGAUGAUCUCAUGGAGAUUAGUCCGGCGGCAUCGCCGGAACGCAGUCCCCCACCGCCGCCGCCAUCGGUACGCUUUGCGGAGCCGGUGGACAUGGAACUGGCGCAGACGGACAGCGAGGAGGACAGCAGCAAGCUGAGACAGCCACCCCAAUGGGCCCACAACUACAACUCUUUGGCGGACAGCGGCGGCAGCUGGCGCUGCUUUAUGCCCAACGCUCUGCCGCCCGUCUCCAUGCCCAUUGUCAUCGAUGAUGAUGAUGACGAGGAGCAGGAAGAGGAGGAGGAAGAGCAGUAUAAAUCGGAGCAGUUGGACAACGAUGAGGAGGAUGAGUUGCCGCCGCAGCCGCCAUCGUUUCACAUUCCACACGUGCAGCUGGAGGACGAUGAGGAUGCCCGGGACGCACUGCAUCUGAAUGAACGACAUCAUCAGCAUUCGCAACAGGAUUCACUGAGUGAAAUCCAAUCCAUAUCGAUGGACAACUCACAGACGCAAACGCAAACCUCGCGUCAUUUCCACACCGAGUCCAGUGAUGAUGAGGCGGCCGCUUUGCGUGCCCUGCUCCUCUCCAGACGCAAGCCAGCAGCCAAAGGGACGACAACAACGCCCGACAAAGAGAAACUUAAUUCCAUUAUGGAGGAAACCAUGGCACACGAUUCCGAUGAUCCCGAGGAGCUGCGUCAGCUGCUGCUCACCAGCAUUGCGUACAAAAAGAAGAUGGACAUUGCCGAGGAUUUGGCGCCAGAGAGUCCAGAGAUUCUGUUAAAUGCCGUGCGACGUUUUCAAGCUAUCUCGCCCGUAUUCAAGGAGGAGGACCACGUCCAGCAAUCACCGGAGAGUCCACCACUCAUCCCGUUGCCUCCCAUGGAACCAGAUCCUGUUCCUCAGCCUGUGCCUGCGCCCGUUCCAGCGCCCCCUCCCUUGCCCUUGUCCUUGUCCUUGCCUGUACCUGCUCCUUUGCCUGUACCUGCUCCUUUGCCUGUACCUGCUCCUUUGCCAGUGCCACCACCACAACUAGCUGUGGAAGCUGCAGGCACAUCUGUUGCAGCCCCCUCGAGUCCCACACCCGCCGCCCCUUCGAACAUCAUCAAGAUCGUGAAGCCCAACAAGGUGAUCAACAAGAAGCGUAAAAUAUCCAAACAUCCCGAACCAUUGGCGGCCAUCAAGCGUCCAGCAACGCUGCUUGUCAAGGAGCCAGUGGCUCCGUUGCACGGGCCCAAUGCAAGUGGCGCCAGUUCAACGCGCCUCAUCACCACCCUCGAUCCGUCCAGCAUUAAGGUGAGCAAAUUGGUCAUUGCGCUGGCCGAAUCCGAAUCGGCGGGCAGCGAUGACGAACUGGAGCUGAGCAACUGCUAUGCCUACAACAGCUACGCCAGCAACAACAGCUGCUAUGCGGACAAUGCGAGUCCAUUCAGCCAGGUCGUCGAUAGCGCCAGCAAUUCCACAACCCGCUCUAAUACGCCCAAUUCUGAGAUACUGCUGGGCGAACCAGCGUCGGCAUCAUCGUCAUCCACCAAUCCCAACUUGCGGCGCACUGUCAUCAAUGAGUACUUUGAGAAGAAACUCGAUGAUUUUCUAAAGCAGGCCCGCUCCAAGGUGCCCACCAAUCAGAGCAGCAUGGAGAGCAGCAGCAACUGCAAAUCAAAUGUGGAGGCCGAGUCCAAAUCCAACGAUUGCCAAUUGCCUGAAACAAAAGCUGAAACGUCUCCUGUGAUGUCACCAAAGACCAAAUCAACACCAGUGGCUGUGCGCCAUUUGCCAGUGGCAUCCCAAAGGGAAUACUUGCGUCUUAUCGAACGCAUGCAGCUGCUGGAGAAGAAGAAAGUUGGCGUCAAGUCCUCUGCUGCGGCAGUCAGUAAAAGGGACAUGUCAGCAGCAACUGUGGAAAAGAAAGUUGCCCUCAACGCGUCAGCGGGCAAAAAACAAAUGCUCAAAAAGGCCACAGCUGGGGCAGGGCCCCAAAACAGCGCAGUUGCUGAUGCUGAUCUGCCAACUACCUCAAUGGCGGCGGCAAAGGCUGCACAGCCCUCAAAAGAGAGUCGACUGAAAGCAUUCGAGAGUUCAUUUCAUAAAAUCGGUUGCAGCAUGAUUGCAAAUCUGGACAAAUCACUGCAUAUGGUCGAGGAGGCGAAGAGGACAAAGAUUGCUCGGCUGCGGUAUGCGAAACGGCUGAAGGAACUCUAUGCCGAGAUGCAGGCGAUCAAGCAGUCUGUCAAACUGGAGGAGAUGAAAUUGGCGCGCAUUCAGCCGGAGAUUCAGACAAGUCACGAGAUCAUCAUAUCGCUCAAGCAAAAGCGCAACAAGCUACGCAACGCCGCCAUGGAUCUGGGCAAUGGCCUGCUGGGCUACGACUACAGGUUACUCGAUCCCGGCAAGGAGGAAAUCACACGCAAAUCGACGCAGCUAACCAAAGACAUACGUUUAUAUAAUUCAAUACUUAAAUAUGAGAAUAUACCCGUCGAUGUGCCGCAAUGUGAAGUGCCAGCCGAAGCACAGCCCGCAUCCGAGUCCGAGUCUCAAGCGGUAACCAAAACUGAAACUGAGCUGGCUCCCAACCAGGACCCGGAGCAGGAGCUGCUGAGCAGCAGCAACUGUGAUAGCCAAACGCCGCCGCCGCCGCCGCCACCCAAUGAUGAGAUGCCACCUGAAAUCGAGCAGCGAAAUGAAUGUGAUAACAACUCAGCUGGAACUGCACUCAAAGCUGGGGCAGAGGCAGCAGUCAGCCCAGACUCACCGCUGGAAGUUGAUACCCUGCCCCCGAAUGUGGUCCGGAAUGUGCCACCGUCGAUGGUCAGCUUUAUGCGAGAGUUGUCCGAGCCACCCAUCAAGCAAUCCCUGCUUGCCGAAUAUCGUACGCCGAUGCCACGAAAUUACAACAGCCAGCUGAAUAUCAAUGCCACCGUUUGUCCCUUUGAUCUGAUGGGUCGCUGCGAGGACACGGACUGUUCAUAUCUGCAUUUGACUGCAACCGGGCCAAAGCAGUGAAUGAAAAAAGAAAAAAUCACACACAGAUAUCAAAAAGAAAAAAAGAAAGAAAAACAAUUUUAAUUCAUUUAACAUUCUAAAUAGCGUGCUUGAAUUCUGGUAAGUUGAACUCUUCACGCGACUUUAUAUUUAAAUGUUGCUUUCAGUCAACCAGAGACAAAAACAAAGA